AUGAACCCUAGAUCAAAACCCGAUUCAGCGACGGUGUUGUCCUCCUAUCCAGAUUCUGGUGGCCUUGGGUGUGGCUAUGUGAUGAAUAGAUGGGGCUUCGCAGUGGGUUCGGUAUCAAUGGCACUUGGAGAUGGUGUCGCGGAUGAGAGAUUGAGUCCCAGAGUUGCGUCUUUGCAAAAGCUGGUGGAGUGGAGGGUUGUUGCGGGAGACACAGUUCAGGGGGAUGCAGGAAGUGCGGUGGAAAAGGUAAACUUAUGUAACAAUUCAUGUCCUCGGUGGCUAGCUAUUGUUCUCCCAUCAAUGAUUGAACUUUCUCAUAUAGGUUGUUUACAUUUCCUCUUCCCACAGUCAUCAAGGGACACCAUUUCAUUUAUUAUUAACCGUCGCAAAUGCUUUCUUAACAAGGAAAAAGUUGAUCAGAAUUUUCAUAGUUACCCUCCAUUACUUUCAUAUCUUGAAGCUCUGCCUCCAACAUAUGUUAAUGAAAAAGAUAUAUGUAAAAAUUUGAGUGAAGAUGGUUCGUUGUUUCAAUCUCCCUCGGCCACCGCAAAAGCAUUCAUAGAUUAUGGAAACAAAAAAUGCCUAGCUUAUUUACGCUCCUUGGCACAAAGAUGUCCAAAAGAAGUUCCACAAUCAUAUCCAAUGGAUGAGGACCAUAUAAAGUUAUGCAUUGCUAACCAAUUACAUAGGUUUGGAUUGGGACAGUACUUUGUAAGAGAGAUUGAAGUGCUUUUGACACAAGUUUAUAGGAAAUAUAACAAGGAGAAAGAUAUACGGUUCUUACGGACACAUGGAUUCAAAGUAUCACCAUUAUACUUUUGUUGGUUUCUAAAUCAUGAAGAACUUAAAGCUGAGAUCGAGAGAGAUUACGAGCACUUCUCCAAUGCAAUGCUUCACGUCUUCAGAGCCUCAAACUUAAUGUUCUGUGGAGAAUAUGAACUCGAGGAAGCUAGAACUUUUUCUAGGAAAAUACUUGAGAAAAACGUUUCAACAGGAAAAGGAGCCUUAUUUCAAAAGAUAGAGCACGAGUUGAGUUUUCCAUGGUUUGCUCGGUUGGAUCAUUUAGAGUAUAGAGGGUGGAUACAAGAAACAGAAGCUAGUGUUUUAUGGAAAGGAAACACAUCAUACAACAGGGUAUCAGGUCUUUAUAACGAUGAAUUGCUACAACUUGCAACUCUAAACUUUGAGUUUAAGCAAUUGAUAUACAAAAAUGAGCUUACGGAACUUAAGAAGUGGGUUGAAAAGUGUGGUAUGAGUAAUAUGGGAUUUGGCAGAGAAAAAAGCACUUAUUGUUACUUUGCUGUUAAUGCUAGUUUAACAUCAGUCCCUCAUGAUUCUUACGUACGAAUACUCAUAGCUAAAACUGCAAUUAUAAUCACAGUUAAUGAUGAUUUCUUUGACACUGUUGGUUCUCUCAAUGAACUAGAAAUCCUCACAGAAGCAGUUCAAAGAUGGGAUGCAAGAGGCCUAAGCAGCCACAGCAAAGUUAUAUUUGAUGCACUUGAUAGUCUUCAACUUAUAAGAUCUAUGGUACGAGACUUUCCUGUCAUGGCUCAUAGAUGCAAACUGGAGCAAAAAUGGACACAAACCAUCUAUUGA
This is a messenger RNA of Vicia faba (fava bean), 1599 nucleotides long. The record is from the annotation of a GenBank genome assembly. Lineage: Eukaryota; Viridiplantae; Streptophyta; Magnoliopsida; Fabales; Fabaceae.